Nothoprocta perdicaria is the source of this 1125-nucleotide messenger RNA. It is a transcript of the gene NUBP1, whose product is annotated as nucleotide binding protein 1. Bases 1 to 1014 code for a protein of 337 amino acids. Gene Ontology annotation, cellular component: cytosol. Gene Ontology annotation, biological process: iron-sulfur cluster assembly. The record is from RefSeq and is a predicted model, not a curated record. The transcript is spliced from 11 exons. Gene Ontology annotation, molecular function: ATP hydrolysis activity; 4 iron, 4 sulfur cluster binding; ATP binding. NCBI's taxonomy places the organism in Eukaryota, Metazoa, Chordata, Aves, Tinamiformes, Tinamidae.
AUGCGCGUGACGCCCGCCGCCGCUCGUGGCGGUGACGCGGGCGCCAUGGCGGAGGUGGCGGCGAGCCCGCGGCCGGAGGACUGCCCCGGCACCGGCAGCGCCCAGGCGGGCAGCGCCGCCGCCUGCCAGGGAUGUCCCAACCAGCGGCUGUGCGCGGCCGGCGCCGCGCCGGACCCGGCGGAGGCGGCGGAGCUGCGCGCGCGGCUGCGCUCCGUGAAGCACACGGUGCUCGUGCUCUCCGGCAAGGGCGGCGUGGGCAAGAGCACGUUCAGCGCGCUGCUGGCGCGCGGCCUCGCGGCGCGCGACGACACGCAGGUGGCCCUGCUCGACAUCGACAUCUGCGGGCCGUCCGUGCCCAGGAUGAUGGGCCUCGAGGGCGAGCAGGUUCAUCAGAGUGGCUCUGGAUGGUCCCCUGUGUAYGUUGAAGAAAACUUAGGGGUCAUGUCAGUGGGAUUCCUGCUCAGUAGCCCUGAUGACGCUGUCAUCUGGAGAGGACCGAAAAAAAAUGGGCUGAUCAAACAAUUUCUCCGUGAUGUGGACUGGGGGGAGGUCGACUACCUCAUCAUAGACACGCCGCCCGGCACGUCGGAUGAGCACCUAUCUAUUGUGCAGUACCUCAGCGCAGCACACGUGGAUGGUGCUGUUAUAAUCACCACCCCACAGGAAGUAUCACUUCAGGAUGUUCGGAAGGAGAUUAACUUCUGUCGUAAAGUGAAAUUGCCGAUCAUAGGUGUUGUUGAAAAUAUGAGUGGCUUUAUAUGUCCAAAGUGUAAGAAUGAAUCCCAGAUCUUUCCCCCAACUACUGGAGGUGCAGAAAAGAUGUGCCAGAAUUUAAAUAUUUCCCUCCUGGGUAAAGUGCCUCUAGAUCCACAAAUAGGAAAAAGCUGUGAUAAAGGCCAGUCUUUCCUGGCUGAAGUACCUGAAUCUCCAGCUACAUUAUCUUACCGAAGUAUAAUUCAAAGGAUCCAGGAAUACUGUGAGCUACAGCAUUCUCAAGAAGAAAAGAUUAUCUAAUCAAUGAAUGGAAUAAAAAUUUUGUUCACAUCAAUUACAGAAAUGUAACUUAUGCCUUGAAAUAAUAGAAGUAUAUCAUUUUGUAUAUUGCAAAUAUAUUCCUAAUAUUCU